Messenger RNA from Indicator indicator, 1277 nucleotides. RefSeq names its product adaptor related protein complex 3 subunit mu 2 (gene AP3M2). Lineage: Eukaryota; Metazoa; Chordata; Aves; Piciformes; Indicatoridae. Gene Ontology annotation, biological process: endocytosis; intracellular protein transport. Gene Ontology annotation, cellular component: clathrin adaptor complex; cytoplasmic vesicle. The transcript is spliced from 8 exons. The record is from RefSeq and is a predicted model, not a curated record. Bases 1 to 1257 code for a protein of 418 amino acids.
AUGAUCCACAGCCUGUUCCUCAUCAAUGCCUCGGGGGACAUUUUCCUGGAGAAGCACUGGAAGAGCGUCGUCAGCCGCUCCGUCUGCGACUACUUCUUUGAAGCGCAGGAGAGGGCCUCGGAGGCUGAGAAUGUGCCGCCAGUGAUCCCCACGCCGCACCACUACCUCCUCAGCGUCUACCGCCACAAGAUCUUCUUCGUGGCCGUUAUCCAGAGCGAGGUGCCGCCUCUCUUCGUCAUCGAGUUCCUGCACCGCGUCGUCGAUACCUUCCAGGAUUAUUUUGGUGUCUGUUCAGAGGUGAUGAUCAAGGACAAUGUUGUGGUAGUUUAUGAGGUGCUGGAGGAGAUGCUGGACAAUGGCUUCCCAUUGGCAACGGAGUCCAAUAUUCUGAAGGAGCUGAUAAAACCUCCGACCAUCCUGCGCACAGUUGUCAACACCAUCACAGGAAGCACUAAUGUGGGUGACCAGCUUCCUACAGGACAGUUAUCAGUGGUGCCCUGGAGACGUACUGGUGUAAAAUACACCAACAAUGAAGCUUACUUUGAUGUGGUUGAGGAGAUAGAUGCAAUCAUUGACAAAUCAGGUUCCACAAUUACUGCUGAGAUCCAAGGAGUGAUUGAUGCCUGUGUCAAGCUGACUGGGAUGCCAGACCUUACCCUCUCCUUUAUGAACCCUCGGCUGCUGGAUGAUGUCAGCUUCCAUCCCUGUGUGCGUUUCAAGCGCUGGGAAUCAGAGAGAAUUCUUUCCUUCAUUCCACCUGAUGGGAAUUUUCGCUUGCUCUCCUACCAUGUCAGUGCUCAGAAUCUGGUGGCAAUUCCUGUCUAUGUCAAACACAACAUCAGCUUCCGUGACAGCAGUUCCCUGGGACGCUUUGAGAUCACAGUGGGGCCAAAGCAGACUAUGGGGAAGACCAUAGAGGGAGUGAUGGUAACUAGCCAGAUGCCCAAAGGUGUCUUAAACAUGACCCUCACCCCCUCUCAGGGAACACAUGUCUUCGACCCUGUUACAAAGUUGCUGUCAUGGGAUGUUGGGAAAAUAAACCCCCAGAAGCUGCCAAGCCUGAAGGGGAGUGUGAGCCUGCAAGCUGGGACUUCAAAACCAGAUGAAAACCCCACCAUUAACCUGCAGUUCAAAAUUCAGCAGCUGGCUAUAUCUGGACUGAAGGUGAACCGCUUGGACAUGUAUGGGGAGAAGUACAAACCCUUCAAGGGCAUAAAAUACAUGACUAAGGCUGGCAAGUUCCAAGUCCGAACCUAGAGGAUCCUGGUAGCAAGGAG